CUGAUCUUUGCGGUGCUGUGAAGGUACCAUGAAACGUGUGUACCCCAAUCAGGUGGUCCCCGCAGAUGCUGCGGCCAGGAAGCUCUUUAACGGAGAUGAUUUGGGGCUUACUUUCUACACGCACCCGCCGAAUGCAGAGGUCAGUGUCCGACAAUUCGAGGACUUCACGGCAAGCCGCCUGAAGCUUCUCCAUGCCAUCGACCGGGCCUGUAACAGUCAGGAAUUGCGGUUAGAGGCGAUGAAAGAGAUCAGACCGAAAUUGGCGAGAGAAUUUCGAGAUUCCGGCCUCGAGCUAGGCUAUCCGGAGACGCCAGGGAAGACUCAGAGCUUCCGCAUAGACAAACUCGACUUCCAAGGUAGAGACAACAUCUCUCAUUUCGCUCUCCGUUUGGCCUUCUGCAAGAAUCGCGACGCACGAGAGUGGUUCCUGCGACAAGAGCAACGACUCUUUGUGCUACGCUUUGAGGCGCUGAGUCCAGAGGCUAGGGAGACCUUCGUGGAGUCCGUGGGUUUGGAGUGCACCAGGUUUCAAGAUGGCGACUAUGAGAUGAUUUCACUCAAGAAGCUCCAAGCAACCACUCCUGGGGCCCGAAUCUGGGUUGAGGGAUCGAGAGUGCCGCAGUAUGAGCUCAAUUUUUAUGUGAUGCCCUUUCGGGAGGUGCCCGAAAGGCUGAUUUCUGGUCGCCGAGUAGUCUUGCACCGCGGAAAGGCCUUCGUGCCUGCGAGCUUGCUAAAACUCGUCAUCACCCGGCGAUUCAAGGAGAGUUUGUCUGCUGCCUUGGACGUUGCUUUCCAAGGCCAACAUGUGGCGAUGAUAGAUCCCCGCGUGGGCGGAUUCCUUCGUGUCUUGCAGGAGCAUGGUAUGGAGCUGGUGGCACCGCGGUCAUCCUCAGAGGAGCUCUCUGAGAAGUUGUCGCUGGGGAACUUCGAGCAGCUCCUGUCCCGCUCCUUCCCUCCGUGCAUGCGGCGGUUGGUGGAGAAGCAGCGUGAGACCAAGAAGCACUUGAAGCACGCUGGAAGGUUGCAGCUGCGGCCUUUCCUCAAGGCAUGUGGCUUCACCUUCGAGGACUCCUGUUCAUGGUGGAGGAAGGAGCUGUGUCGGGAUCCUACGCUCACCAGCGAGAAAUUUGAGAAGUCUUAUCUCUAUGACGUGGAACACGCCUAUGGAAAGAAGGGACAUCUUCAAGGUCAGAAUUGCUGUGGUUGCCCCGCGAUUAUUGCCUCGCCGGGGGAAGCGGCAGGGCAGGUUCAUGGUUGCUUCUUCAAGCAGCUGGAGCCAUCUGCGUUGCAACAGCAGCUGCAGAGGUGGCAAGUGCCAAUUGCCACAAUGCUUGAGAUUCAAAGACUCAUCAAAGAAGGAAAACACUAUCAGUUGGCCUGCAUCGAAUACUUCAAGUCUCAGCAUCCUUCAAGCGAUGGCGAAGGAGUGGGCAACUCGCCGAUGGAUUUCCUCCGGACCAGUUGUCGAUACCACAAGGCGCAGAAGGCCACGAGUCCCAAGGAUUUGGCUGAGCCACAGGCAAUUGAAGGAUAAGUGUUUUUUCGUGGGAAAUGCAGUUGGGAUCCCUGAAACUGA
Cladocopium goreaui is the source of this 1576-nucleotide messenger RNA. Lineage: Eukaryota; Dinophyceae; Suessiales; Symbiodiniaceae. The record is from the annotation of a GenBank genome assembly.